UAAAAAUUGGGUUUUAGCGUCAUUAAAUCCAAUAUAUUCUCAAAUUUCACUUGAAACUUGGUACUUUACUCCUAAUAAUACAAAUGUUUCUGAAAGCUCAAGAUUAGAAGAUAGUAAAACUUUUCAUACUAUUGAAACUCAUAAUAAAAGUGGUAUUGCAUUGCACAGAUCUAAUCAUGGAAUUAUAUCAAGAACAAAAAAAUCUAUCAAAAAAACUACCCAAAAAGUAUCUAAAAAAAGACCAUCUGAUGAAAAAUCUAAUUCAAAACCCAAAGUAUCAGCAAAAAAAUCUCGAACAGCAUCUAAAAAUCAAGAUUCUUCACCAAAUAUAGAUGAUGAUGAUUUGGAUAAAAUGGAACGUCGAAUUGCAUUACAAGAAAGAGAAAUGACUUUAAAAGAAC
Molecule: messenger RNA, 401 nt
Organism: Racocetra persica
Lineage: Eukaryota; Fungi; Glomeromycota; Glomeromycetes; Diversisporales; Gigasporaceae
Source: the annotation of a GenBank genome assembly